UUCUUCCUUGUAGUCCCUAUCAGGAAAAUCAAAAGAUGGGGUUGCAGCCACUGGAAAAAGCAAAACCAAAAUACAAGAAGGGUUUAUGGUCACCAGAAGAGGACAAUAAGCUCAAAAACCACAUUGUAAAGCAUGGUCAUGGCUGCUGGAGUUCUGUUCCUAUUAAGGCAGGUUUACAAAGGAAUGGAAAAAGUUGCAGACUGAGGUGGAUUAACUAUCUAAGGCCAGGAUUGAAGAGGGGCUUGUUCAGCAAACAAGAGGAGGAGACAAUCCUCACCCUUCACCAGAUUCUAGGCAACAAGUGGUCUCAGAUAGCACAAAAUUUGCCGGGAAGAACUGACAAUGAGAUAAAGAACUAUUGGCAUUCAUAUUUGAAAAAGAGAGUGAUGUCCAAUGCUAAGGAAAUGGAAUCUCAUGAACAAGUUCAGUAUGCUACCUCAAGCUCAGAAACCAUGGAUUCUUCUUCACAUGCUGUCCAGAAUCUUGCAACACAAGGCACACAAAAUACCUACAGCUUCACCAAUGAGGCUUGUCAAAGCUCCCCCAUACCAAAACUUCUAUUUGCUGAGUGGCUUACACUUGAUCAUGUGCAAUGUGGUGGCAACUCUGCUAAUUCAUAUGAUGAAUCUUUGGCUUUGAAGGAUGGAUUUGACAGUCAAAUUUCGUCUUUUCAAGAAUCUGCUACAGUACAUGAUGCUAUGUCACAAGGACCCUUUGGAGGAGAUUAUCGUAAUAAUAGUCUAGCUCGUCUAGCUCAUAGUUCAGCCGAAGAGAUGUUCAAUUCACAGCUAAAGUUUGGAACAACAAUGGUAGAAAAUGGAUUCAUCCAAUGUAUACCUGGGGUUGAUUUUAGUGCCAAUUUCAACAUGAGCAAUGAUACGAUGUAUAUCUAUGAUAAUAGCAUUAUUUCCACGGCAGCUCAAAAUGGAAUGUAAAAGGAAUAUAUAGUUCAUGUUUUUCCACACUGAGAGAAGACAGAAAACAGAAUACAACCAUAUAAAAAGGAGUUUGGUGUUGCAUUGUA
Molecule: messenger RNA, 1024 nt
Organism: Arachis duranensis
Lineage: Eukaryota; Viridiplantae; Streptophyta; Magnoliopsida; Fabales; Fabaceae
Product: transcription factor LAF1
Exons: 3
Coding region: 36-935 (299 amino acids)
Source: RefSeq, a predicted model, not a curated record